CUCGAGUCGCAUCCGCGAUCCAACAUUCGGUUGCGAUGAGCUCAAAGCAGCAAAAACCGCUUCACUCCUUUUUUACAAAAAAGUCAAGCAGUGACCAAAGGUUUCUUAGCAGAGCUUUGCCCAGAGGAUCACACUGCAUCUGCAAGGUUGCCUUCUUAUCAUAGUGCACCCUGGUGCCAUCUCGUACCCAGGAAAGCGAUGCACGUGCACUCAGCCAUCCACCUGCUGAUGACUUCAUUUAGCUGGAAUAGGAAGAUCGGGGAGAAGGUUUCUAAGGCAGCAGUGCAGCAGUUCGAGUCACAGUCGGUAAAGGUGGAGGAUCACGUGGAGCUGGAAGAAGUUGAUUGGCUGCAUGCAAUCAAACGCAGGCGAGAGAUACUGCUGGAUGACUGUACUACCAAGAGUAAGAGACUAAAGGAUGAGGGAGAACAGCUGGCUGAGCAAAGCAGACAUUGGGAAGCAGUGAGGAAAUGGGAUGAGGCCAUUCAGCUGACUCCAGAAGAAGCUGUCCUAUAUGAGAUGAAAUCACAGGUGCUGACCAUUCUUCAGGAGGUCUUUCCUGCAGUGCAGUCAGCAGAGAUGGCAGUCAAACUUCGCCCUACGUGGUGGGAGGCAUGGCAGACUUUAGGCCGUGCCCAAUUAAACCUGGGUGAGAUAGAGCUGGCUAUACGCUCUUUCCAGGUGGCACUGCACCUGCACCCAAUAGAGCGCAUGCUGUGGGAGGAAGAUUUAAGAUGGGCUCUGCAUCUGCGGGAAGAGAAACGUGCUGUGCAGCAGGAAACCGCACAACAUCUUAGUGAGGAAAUCCCAGAGCUGCAACAAGAUUAUGAAGACUUUGAGAGUGAUGAGGUCAUAGCUGCAUGCACAGCCAUAGCAGAGCGGCAGAAAAGAGGUGAAGAGUUCAAGAAGAAUGUUAUUGUGGAUGUAAAAAGUGUUGCCAAUGAAAGUGAGGUCAGGAAAUCUGACUCAAAUGCUUUGGUUAAAGCAAAAAUCAUAUGAGGUCACAUUAAAUUAUGUUUAAUAUUUUGAGAAUGAUGCACUUUAUCUUGGGAGUAAAUGAGUGUACAGACUGGAUCAAUAGUCUGAAAGGUCUGUGACUUGGAGCUCAGUUAAACAGCUCAUAUUCACAAAGCUGUCCCUAAAAACAUGUCAUGUUUGGUUCACUUCCUGUAAUUUUGCUAUUUGCUAAUAACUUUGCUACUGCGUCUUGGACUAUUUUAGCUCGCACCUCGGUGCAAUUGCUACGCUCUCACCUGCUCAAAUGAACUAUAUCAUGUGGAAAAAUGCAGCAGGGUUCAAUUUAAACAAACUAAAUACUGCAUUGCUAACAUCAGCUCUUCUUACCUUUAUUAGGCAUGUUUAUUAUACACGCACACACACACACACACACACACACACACACACACACACACACACACACACACACACACACAUUUAGUCUUUAUCUCACAGAGGAUCAUUUGUAUCAUAAAACCAAAAAAUAAAACAAAAAAUGGAUAGACAAAAUUACUUUUAGAAUUUCACUGUUUCACUGAUCAGAAUAAUUUUAUCUCAAAAUCCCUAAUAAAAACUAAAUAUUGUAAUGAUGAAACAUGCUAGCUAAAUUAGUCAUUGAACUGUGUAGAUUAGGUAGCUACUGUACCUGCACUGCUAGCAUUAACUAAAUCUAUCAGCUGGCUGACACUUGUCUUGGCAGGUGUUUUACACAACUUGAUUAUAAACCUUAGUUUUAAUUAGGUCAUAACUAAUGCUGUGUUUGAAACUAGACGUAUUUUACAUUGAUCAGGCAUAACAUUAUGACAUUAUAACAUUAUGACCUGUCUGUGAAUAACACUGAUUAUCUCCAUCAUGGCACCUAGUUAGUAAGUGGGAAAUAUUAGGCGGCAAGUGAACAUUUUGUCCUCAAAGUUGAUGUGUUAGAAGCAGGAAAAAUGGGCAGUCAUAAGGAUUUGAGCGAAUUUGACAAGGGACAAAUUGUGAUGGCUGGACGACUGGGACAGGGCAUCUCCAAAACUGCGGCUCUUGUGGGAUGUUCCCGCUCUGCAGUGGUCAGUAUGUAAUGUAUCAAAAGUAGUUCAAGGAAGGAACAGUGAUGAACCGGCUAUAUGUAUACUGGAUAAGAAAAUAUGGUAACAGGCUAUGUGUGGCAGUUAUAUGUUCACAUGACUGACAUACAUUUGGUGUUGCAUACCAUGUUGAAUUGAUUUUUCAAACAAUUAAUAGCUCAGAAUGUAAAUGUUUGGUUCAAGAUCUUGGUUUCACAUGUGAAGACCUUAUUUGUUGUUAAACUGAAAUGUAAACCAGAUUGUUGUCCCUGGGAGAAAAAAAAUGCCAAUUCUUUUAAAAUCAUGGCACAAGCUUUGGGUAUAGCCAACAAUUUAAAAUGUCUUGGAAUAAAAAAAAAAAAUUCGGUCUACUUACAACCAAACAUUGAACAAGUUGGGCAAAAAAAUCACUGCAGUUGAUAACAAAAACAUUGUGAAAAUGUUAGAAAAUAACCCAAAAACAGGUAAAAAUAUUACAAUCCACAAGAAUAUUUCAAGUAUUGUGAGUAAUAUGAAUAGGCCAUGCCACAAUAUGCAUCCUAGUUUGGAACACAAAGUAAUACAUAGAUACAUACAACAAAAGUUUUAGCAAAAGUGUGGAGAAAGAAAUGAUCUGUUUAUAAUGCAAACUUAUAAGCACAUGGAGAUUUCAGGGAAUUUGAAAGAGAAAAAAAUGUCUAUCAUUUUGAUAAUAACUCCUGACUUGCUUUUACUUUGUGUUGCUGCCAUGUUAUUGCCUGAUAAAAUAAAUGCAUUAAUGUGCAGGAAAGUGUGAAUGUGACAUGAUCAAAAUAAACAAAAUAAGCAAUACAAGCUAAUGUGCAUUUCUACAUCUGUGCUUGUAUUGAAUGGAUAUCUUAUAUAAUGGAUAUAAUCAUAAUCCCAUUUUUCUCCAAAGCUUGUGCCAUGACUAUGAACUGAUGUGAAGUGAAUGGAAGAGAACAACCAAUCAAUCAAUAAACUAAAAAUGCAUUUAAACGAAA
Messenger RNA from Silurus meridionalis, 3028 nucleotides. It is a transcript of the gene ttc33, whose product is annotated as tetratricopeptide repeat domain 33. Lineage: Eukaryota; Metazoa; Chordata; Actinopteri; Siluriformes; Siluridae. The transcript has 6 exons. The coding region runs from base 199 to 999 and encodes 266 amino acids. Gene Ontology annotation, molecular function: protein binding. The record is from RefSeq and is a predicted model, not a curated record.